AGAGGGAAUAAAAAGUUUUCUUAGUAAACGGCUUAAGGCGAAAUGAAAAGAAAAUUGAAUUUUCGUCGUGUCGUUUGAAGAAUCUUCGCUUCGUUAAUUUGAUGGAAUUUCAAGUGCUGAGUCAAGAAAAGUUUUAUUUUUCAUCGUAAUCUCGCGAAACCGAUGGACAUAUUAUUUUAAGAAACGACAGUUUCUCGACGAAUCAGUCACGACACGAAAAAUAUUGCGCGUGUUAUUGAAAAGAAGAAGAACAAAAAAAUAUUUUGCAGGAAAAUAAAAAUCAACAGUUUGAACUCACAAAAAUAAAAAUUAUUUCGGUGUUGAGCUCAGCGAACGAGUCGUGAUAAGAAAGUGAAAGAAGAAAACGAAUGUACAAGUAAAACAAAAUUUUAUUCCAUCGAAAAUUAACUCAGGCCGCUUUGUUUGAGUGCAGUUACAAUAAACAACAAAUAGAAAAGCCGAUUGUAGUGCAAGUGAAAAUUUAUUAGAUUGACCGCAGUCAAUUGAAGUUAAUUGGAAAAGUCGCGACUUGGAAGCAGGUAACCUCAACCUCAUCUACACACAGAGAGCCUUUUGACGACCUUGAGUCAUAAAACAUCGCAACGCAUCAAAGUAACGUGUUAAUAAAUCGCGAGGAACCACAUUAAACAUUUGAUAUUGCGCUAAUUCAAAGAAUACAUGCAUAAACAUAGGAAAUCUUCUUAAAAUUAACAUAUUUAAGCAAGACUAGAACCUGUCAGUUUGUGAAUGAUUAAAACAUAUUUAUUGCGGAAGUGAAUAAAUAUUUAGAAGACGAAGUAUCAAGUUUGAUUAAAAGCUUUAGAUGGCUUAAGGAGAUACACAUUGAAACACCAAGAGAGUAUUGAAUUAUUUACAAUAGCUUAAAAAAAGACGUCAGUAACCAUGACAAUUCAAACAUAAGAAAGCCGUCAUCAACCGAUUAAAUAUUUUCAUUUUAAAUAUAUUUCAAAGAAAAACAUUAUUAGAAAAGUAAAGUGGUGAAGCCAAGAAAAGAAUUAGAAUAAUUACCUAGCAACAUGCGCCGUAACCGAUCGUCCUUCUCGUUUCCGGACUUCAGCUUACGUCGUCUUCUACUGCAUGGAGCUCGUGCAGCUCGUGGAAGUCCAACGUUAGGGAGUCGUUGUGAUAUUGAAAAAGGCACAGGAAGUUCAAGUAAAGGAGAAAAGUCUUCAUCAACCCCGUCAAAUAAGUACAAUAAUAAUGACACCACGUCUCAGUGUUCUGGCACAACAUCAAGUCAUGUUGAUCGCAUUUCUUUCGUAUUUAUGGAGAAAGCUUCAUCACCAAAGUGUCGCAAUAAAACGCCACCAGUGUCAAGUCAAAAAUCAAUGGAGAAUUCACAAGAAUGUCAAUUAUGUUACAUGAAAUACGAUCAAUCUGAUGACAUGUACACGAUGUUAAAUUGCAAGCACACUGCUUGUCGCAUCUGUCUCGAAAGUUAUUUAACAAUCGAGAUCACAGAAUCAAGAACUGACAUUGCAUGUCCACAAUGUGCUGAAUCAAUGCAUCCGUCGGACAUUCAAAUACUGCUCAAGACACAUCCUAAUGUGAUAUCGAAAUAUGAAGACUUUAUGGUGCGCCGUGUGCUUCUUGCCGAUCCCGAUUCAAGAUGGUGUCCAGCACCAGAUUGCAGUUAUGCUGUUAUUGCAACAGGAUGUGCUUCGUGUCCAAGACUACGUUGUGAACGACCAGGCUGUGAUUUGCAAUUCUGUUAUCAUUGUAAGGCUGAAUGGCAUCCAGACCAGACUUGUGAUGCAGCAAGAGCUGCACGACACAGUCCCACAAGACAAACGUCGGGUGGCAGUAAUCAAGAUCCACAAAAUCGUGAUGACAUUAAACCAUGUCCACGAUGUCAAGUAUUAAUAGUCAAAAUCGAUGAUGGCUCGUGUAAUCACAUGGUGUGUGCAGUAUGUGGUUCAGAAUUUUGUUGGCUGUGUAAGAAGGAGAUAACGGAUUUACAUUAUUUAAGUCCGUCUGGAUGUACAUUUUGGGGUACAAAGCCAUGGUCGAGAAAGAAGAAGCUUCUGUGGCAAUUGGGAACACUUGUUGGUGCUCCUGUCAUGAUUGCACUAGUCGCAGGAAUUGCCGUUCCUGCAAUGAUAAUUGGAAUUCCCGUUUGGGUUGGUCGUAAACUUCACACUCGUUACAAGGGUGCAAGUAAACACAAACGAAAUUGUGCUGUGAUGGGCGGCGUUGCUGCUUCGAUGCUCGUAUCGCCUGUGUUGGCGGGACUUGCUGUAGCCAUUGGCGUUCCAAUUCUUCUUUUUUAUGUUUAUGGUGUUGUUCCAGUUUCAUUAUGUCGCGCCGGAUGUGGUGUGUCAACAUCACGCGAUGGCGUGAAAUUUGAAUUCGAUGAAGACGAAGAAACAGUAAGAAAUCACGACACACAGAGCGUUGAUGCCGUUUCAAGGAUUGGCGCAACAAGCAUUGGUGAAGUUAGUUUGAGUGUUGCAAGUGCAAGUCAGUUUGGGGGUGCCACUAAUUCAAUAGCACGUGAGUCGACGACAGCAUUGGCUGGUAGUAUUAAUGGUUCAACAGCAGGACAUAAAUUAGAAGUUCAAGCCGAUAUCAGCGAGACCGCGUCUGCAAUAACUUGUGUGAGUGAGAAGUCAGCAAAUAACGGACAUGACACAGCAUCAACGAAAGCUUUAGCCGGUUCCAUCUUGAACUACCGACAUGUCAAUGCUUACGACCAGUCAUUAAUCUUAAGUGAAGACACGACAUCUGAACGUGUACGUUUCGACAAUAUGAUUUAUGUAUUAGAUGGUCAAAAGGAAGGAGAUUGUUGGUAUACAGCGCCUUUAGAUCAGGAAAUGGCAGCUGAUAAAGCAAGUCUUAGUAGUGCAAGAUCAUUUAGAAGUUCUGAUCUUGAUUCAACGAGCAUCACAUCAAUGCACAAACGAAUGGCGCAACGAACGAAACUUCAACAUCGUGCAAUGUCGAUUGACAGUAAUAGUGGAUCCAAUAAUAUCCCCGAAAGUCCUGAAGACGCUCCAACUGUAACUUUUUCUACUCAGGAAUGUAAACAACCAUCAUCCGGUCGAUUAACACCCGCAUCAUCAAUGGGAAGUAUCAAGUCAAAUAGUAAAAGCCCUCAGCCGGCUAAAAAAGGCCUCAGCAAGUCCAACAUUUUGCGGAAUAUUUUCUUCUCCGGAUCAUCAAAUUCAUCUAAGUCAUAACUUUCAUAAAUCUGAUAAAAGAAAUCACGUCAUGAAGCGUCCAUGUUAAGAACUUAAAAUAGUAUUCAUUUUAAAAACAUGAAAUUUAUGCAACGACUCAAACAAACAAGGAAAAUUUUUCGUUUUUUCAACUCUUUACAAUUUAUAAGAAUUGACAGAAAAUGUUCUUUUAAAAUAUUGAGAAUUUGUGUGGAGAUUCAAAAUUUUCUAGCUCAUUUCGAGUGUUAGAAUUUAUCCAUGUGAAUAAAGCAAAUUUACAAAUAUUUCAUGGUUGAUUCUUUAAUGAAACUUACGACAAGAAAUGAUAAUAGUCCGUGCUAUGUUAUUGAUGGAUGAUUUCCAAAAUAUAAUCUUUUCAUUUUUUGAAAGUAAUACUGAAUUUGUAUAACAUUUGUUUAAUUAGUUAUAUUUGAGUCGUUCAUUAAUAUAUUUACAUUUUUGAUAAUUUGGUAGAAUCUCUACCUUAAACAAUAUAAAAAGAAAUAAUCAACAAUUUUUAUUCAUACAAAACUGAACUGAUAAAAAGUUUACAUUAUGCUGCUUAAGAUUUAGUCGCUUAUUCAUUGUAAUGUAAUGGAGUAGAUAAUGAAAUAUUUUAGACAUUUAAAUAUUGUCUCAUCAAUUAAGGAAACAUGUUUUAUUAAGAAGCAGAAACAGCAUUUCUAAGCAGACGGAGGAAAAUAAAUUAAAAUUCAUUAUCUAAAGGAAAAAAAUUAUAAUUUAAACUUUAAAGCCAAAAACAAGGAAACCAAUUAUUAUGAAAUCAAUUACAAAAGUUGUUCAAUGCAUUAUUGCUGCUUGAAGGUUACUUAACUGCUUAAAAGUGCAAAAAGAAAUUUUUGCUGUCGAUGCCAUAAAUAUGAAGAUUAAAAUCUAGAGAAUUCGGAAAAACUUCUUAUGAGAAAAGCUUUCAAAGAAUAAAUAUUUUUAAGUAUUUGCAUUGUCGUCGUUCAUCAGUUUUUUAUAUUUUAUGAUGACGGAAAGAUAAAUUGCAUUCAAUUAUUUUGCCAAUUUAAUUCUUAUUUUAUUAUAGAAAGAAGUUUCUAAAUCAUGUUUACGACUAAGUUUUUUUUGUAAGAAAAAUAAACGUUCAUUGAAAUUAUCUAUAAAACUUUUAAUGUUUUUUUUUAUUGAGAUAUUUAAUUACAGG
Clunio marinus is the source of this 4350-nucleotide messenger RNA. NCBI's taxonomy places the organism in Eukaryota, Metazoa, Arthropoda, Insecta, Diptera, Chironomidae. The record is from the annotation of a GenBank genome assembly.